Messenger RNA from Brassica napus (rape), 2503 nucleotides. RefSeq lists its product as uncharacterized. Bases 231 to 641 code for a protein of 136 amino acids. The record is from RefSeq and is a predicted model, not a curated record. The transcript is spliced from 3 exons. NCBI's taxonomy places the organism in Eukaryota, Viridiplantae, Streptophyta, Magnoliopsida, Brassicales, Brassicaceae.
GAAAAAAAGCAAAUAAGCGAAGGAUCAGUCCGUGUAGAAGGAAUUUAAGGACUUAGUCCUUAAGGCAGCUGGCACGCUUUGAUUGGGUUGGGUUGUGUUUGUGUUUCGUGGUCACGAAAAAAAAAAUCAUUCGACAUAAACGUAGAAAAAAAACCUCUCGAAGAAACAGAAGACGAUUUUCGAUCCAUCUCGUUCCAUCUUCUUCCCUCGAGUUCCAAGGUUAAACAAACAUGGGACAAGACUAUAGCUACACCCAGCCUUCCUCAUCAGACGAGUAUGACUUGACCUCACUUCUUGAAGCUGAAGCGGUUUUGUACGCUGAAGAAGCUGAGAGUAGCUACAACAUUGGUGAGCCUGUUCAGUGCCCACCUCAGCCGUUUCAGUACUUAUGCGGGGGACAUACAAAUGCGGAGGAGAUGCGUGCCUUUGAGAGACAACUUAGUCUUCUCAAGGAUCAAGUUCGUGAGAGUGACCAGAAGCUGGCUAAGCUCGAGAAGACCCUGUGUGAUGAGUUAUGCAAGAAGACAUCAUGGAUUACAAUUCUUGGAGUUUCUCUUCUGCUGAGCCUUUUACUUUUAAUAGCGGUGAUAAUUCUUGGAGGAACAGCGAGUGGGAGCUACGAGUUCUACUGCUUUGGAUAAACAAUGCAAAGAGACGAUACUGGUGAACAAAGAGGGAAAUUCAUGGAAUGUGAGUUUGCGAUUUAGCGAAUCAGGCGGCAAGUAUUACAUCACAAGAGGCUGGAGAAAGUUCUGUCUCGAUAACGGAUGCGAGAUAGGAGACUUAUUUGCGUUCAAUGUGGUUGGAGAUGGGAAAACUACUCCAUUGAUGUGUGUAUGUCUGGAAAGAAAAGAGUGCUCUGAAAUACUGAGCAAAUACUUGAGCAGAACGAGUGGUGAGUCUUCAUUAGGUGGUCAUUCAUGAUCAUGUUGGAUUUUAAUAUUCAAUCAUCUUAUAAACUCUUAUGUGUAAUCUUUAUAUUUAAUCAUGUUUUUAUUUAGGAAUUAUUCUAUCUUUAUGUUUAAUUAUUGUUUUCAUUCUUAUAAAAAUUAUAUUUCACUAAACAAAAAAAAAAUUAUAUUUUUUUAUUCAUAAGGAUUCCAACUUCGGGUUCACCAUUGUACACACAUUUUUCACAAGAAUCCUUAACUAUUUUAAAAAAAAAAAUUGAUUAUUUAUUCCUAAGGACUCCACAAGGGGUAUCGCCAUUGUGGAUGCUCUAAGCAUCUUUUCCUCACCUGCGAUCCUUCGCCAUUUCUCCAGCGUCUUCCUCAGAAAUCAAUCCUUUAUUCCGUUUCUACCAACACAUAGUUUAAUCUAUUAUGUGUCUUUACAUUAUUUGUUUGCAGUACCUUCUUGUGGGAGCUACGAGUUCUACUGCUUUGCAUAAACAAUGCAAAGAGACGAUACUGGUGAACAAAGAGGGAAAUUCAUGGAAUGUGAGUUUGCGAUUUAGCGAAUCAGGCGGCAAGUAUUACAUCACAAGAGGCUGGAGAAAGUUCUGUCUCGAUAACGGAUGCGAGAUAGGAGACUUAUUUGCGUUCAAUGUGGUUGGAGAUGGGAAAACUACUCCAUUGAUGUGUGUAUGUCCGGAAAGAAAAGAGUGCUCUGAAAUACUGAGGAAAUACUUGAGCAGAACGAGUGGUGAGUCUUCAUUAGGUGGUCAUUCAUGAUCAUGUUGGAUUUUAAUAUUCAAUCAUCUUAUAAACUCUUAUGUGUAAUCUUUAUAUUUAAUCAUGUUUUUAUUUAGGAAUUAUUCUAUCUUUAUGUUUAAUUAUUGUUUUCAUUCUUAUAAAAAUUAUAUUUCACUAAACAAAAAAAAAAUUAUAUUUUUUUAUUCAUAAGGAUUCCAACUUCGGGUUCACCAUUGUACACACAUUUUUCACAAGAAUCCUUAACUAUUUAAAAAAAAAAAUUGAUUAUUUAUUCCUAAGGACUCCACAAGGGGUAUCACCAUUGUGGAUGCUCUAAGCAUCUUUUCCUCACCUGCGAUCCUUCGCCAUUUCUCCAGCGUCUUCCUCAGAAAUCAAUCCUUUAUUCCGUUUCUACCAACACAUAGUUUAAUCUAUUAUGUGUCUUUACAUUAUUUGUUUGCAGUACCUUCCUGUGGGAGCUACGAGUUCUACUGCUUUGCAUAAACAAUGCAAAGAGACGAUACUGGUGAACAAAGAGGGAAAUUCAUGGAAUGUGAAUUUGCGAUUUAGCGAAUCAGGCGGCAAGUAUUACAUCACAAGAGGCUGGAGAAAGUUCUGUCUCGAUAACAGAUGCGAGAUAGGAAACUUAUUUGCGUUCAAUGUGGUUGGAGAUGGGAAAACUACUCCAUAAUGUGUGUAUGUCCGGAAAGAAAAGACUGCUCUGAAAUACUGAGCAAAUACUUGAGCAGAACGAGUGGUGAGUCUUCAUUAGGUGGUCAUUCAUGAUCAUGUUGGAUUUUAAUAUUCAAUCAUCUUAUAAACUCUUAUGUGUAAUCUUUAUAUUUAAUCAUGUUUUUAUUUAGGAAUUA